AUGUCCGGCUUGCCUUGUGCCGAUAACCUGCUUCUGGUGGCGGAUUCCUACAAGAUCUCACACCACUUGCAGUACCCACCCAACACCACGCGUGUCUACUCCUACUUUGAGAGCCGCGGAGGUCAAUUUCAAGAAACAUGCUUUUUUGGCUUGCAAUACAUCCUCAAGCGCUGGCUGGUGGGCCAGGUCGUGACUCAGGCCAAAAUCGACGAAGCCGCCGAGCUCUACCAGCUUCAUUUUGGGUCCGACGCCGUCUUCAACCGUCAAGGCUGGGAGUACAUUCUGCAGGAACAUAACGGCCACCUGCCCAUUGAAAUUAAGGCUGUUCCCGAAGGCACUGUCCUGCCCGUCAAGAAUGUCUUGUUUACGGUCGAGAAUACUGACCCAAAAUGUUACUGGCUGACAAACUUUCUCGAAACGCUUUUGGUUCAAGCCUGGUAUCCCAUGACCGUGGCUACCAACUCGCGCGAGCACAAAAAGAUUCUACAAGCUUACCUCAACGCAACUGCUGACAAUGCCGAUGGUCUGGCGUUUAAGCUUCACGACUUUGGCUUUCGGGGUGUAUCCUCGGUUGAGUCUGCAGCGAUUGGUGGUGCUGCGCACCUCGUCAACUUUCUGGGGACGGACACGAUCGCGGGCGUCGUGCUGGCGCGCGACUACUAUGGCUGCCCCAUUGCUGGGUUCUCCAUCCCAGCUUCAGAGCACUCAACCAUGACCUCGUGGACGCGUCAGGGUGAGGCAGCUGCCAUGCGCAACAUGUUGGAACGCUUUCCCACCGGCCUCGUGGCCUGUGUGAGCGAUAGCUACGAUAUCUGGAACGCCUGCGAGAACCUAUGGGGUCGCGAACUUAAGGAUCUGGUAAUGAGCCGCGGUGAAACCAAUUCAACGCUGGUUAUUCGGCCCGACAGUGGUGAUCCCCCCACUGUUGUGGUGCGCUGCCUCGAGCUUCUGGGCCAGGCUUUUGGCGUGUCCAUCAACAGCAAAGGGUACAAGAUGCUGCCGCCAUACGUGCGCGUGAUCCAGGGUGAUGGCAUUGGCUUGCAAAGUUUGGGCGAGAUCCUGCAUCACAUGGCGGCCAACGGUUGGUCGGCAGACAAUGUGGCCUUUGGCUCUGGCGGGUCGCUGUUGCAAAAGCACAAUCGGGACACGCAAAAGUGUGCUUACAAAUGUAGCUUUGCGGAGGUCGAUGGUGAGCAGCGAGACGUUUACAAGGAUCCCGUUACGGACCCCGGCAAAAAGUCCAAGCGCGGUCGCUUGACGCUUCGACGUGGGGAUGCGGGGGAUUGGACCACCGUCACUGAAGGCCAGGGCACACCUGAUUCGGAUGAAUUGGUGGUCGUCUUCCGCGACGGCUGUCUUGUACAAGAGUACACGAUGGACGAGGUGCGAGAGCGCGCCAAGAUCUUGGAUGGCAACGGCGGUUACAUGGAGGAGAUUCCGGCGCCCAAGUUGGAGACGGUCAAAAGCAUCUUGAGCGAAACGCCUCGCGUGCGCACGAGCUCCAAUCGCAGUGUGAUCCCUGUGUAA
Molecule: messenger RNA, 1527 nt
Organism: Monosiga brevicollis MX1
Lineage: Eukaryota; Choanoflagellata; Craspedida; Salpingoecidae
Exons: 14
Coding region: 1-1527 (508 amino acids)
Biological process (GO): NAD+ biosynthetic process
Molecular function (GO): nicotinamide phosphoribosyltransferase activity
Source: RefSeq, a predicted model, not a curated record